CCGGCGGAGAGUCUCCGAGAGAGAGUGACACUUUUGGCCGAUUGUUAAUCUCGAUCUCGAGGAGGGACCAUGUUGUGCGGAGGCUCACGUGCCUUGCAGCAUUUUUCUGAUUACCAUCACCAUCAUACAUCAAUCGGAUUAGGAUUAGGUUUUUGCGGAGCUAAGAUCGUGCUGCUCUCUUCAUUCUUCCUUAGGCCUUCUUCUCAAGCUAAGGCGAGAAGUCAGCUCAGCCAUAAAUUGCGUCGCCGGAUAGUUUCUUCCUCUGGAUUUCACUACAAGACUUCCGGCGAAACGCCUAUACUUCACAACUGCUUCAGCCAGCGAAAAGAUGAUCCUGAGCUUUCAGCUGAUGGGUCAACUCCUGUUUCAGGAGGUAUUGUUGCUCUAGGGAAGUUUGAUGCUCUACAUGUUGGCCAUCGAGAGCUUGCUAUUCAAGCUUCCAGAGUCGGAACUCCUUAUCUAUUAUCCUUUGUUGGAAUGGCUGAGGUAUUCGGUUGGGAGCCUAGGGCUCCAAUAGUGGCUAAAUGUGAUCGAAAACGGGUGCUUACCUCUUGGGACUCAUAUUGUGGUAACAAAGCACCAGUAGAGUACGAGAUUGAAUUUGCCAGCGUGCGACAUCUUACUCCACGAGAAUUUGUUGAGAAGCUAUCAAAAGAGCUCAGAGUCUGCGGAGUUGUGGCAGGCGAAAAUUACAGAUUUGGAUAUAAAGCUUCAGGUGAUGCCUCUGAGCUAGUGAGAUUGUGCGAGGAGUAUGGUAUCGGCGCUUACAUCAUAACCUCUGUGAUGGACAAGAAGCAAGACUCAAAAAAGAGAGACUCAGGGGACUCCAAAGACAGAGGGCAAGUCUCUUCUACACGUGUACGACAAGCUCUUGCAGCAGGAGAUAUGAGUUAUGUAUCAGAGCUUCUUGGCAGAGCACAUCGGCUUAUCUUACAAGCCAACAUCCGAGAUAUGCAGAGUGAAAGAAGGAUCUCAGUGCCGAGAUCAUCAAUACUUAAUCUACCUCCUGGAAAUGGGGUUUACAAGGCGUGUUUGGUUCUAGUUGGUGAUGAUGAGACUUCAGUUCCGUGUAAUGUAGUUGUUGAUACAUCAUGUAUUCAUGUAGAAACAGAGGAGCUACGACUCUGUAAUUCAGAUUUGUCUCAAGAGUUGAAACUCUUGAGUGUUGAGUUUGGUUGAUUCAAUCUUUGAUUAGUUCCUAUCAAUUCAUUGUUCUUUAACAUUGAUUAAGAUUUGCAAAGAUAAAUGAAUUCACUUAAACAUAUUACAAGAAAUUGAGUUUGUACAGUAUUGUCUGUGUUUCUAAGACUAUUCUCUGAUCAAUCAGGUAAAGAAGAAAGAGUUGUUUCUUCUAAGAAACAGUGGCUUUAGCUAAUGUUCUUCAGUCUCUUCAUAGCUCAGGGAAAGAGCUUUCUCAAGACAUCUGAAAGCUCUCUUGUAGCUUAAGAACCCCAUGAACCAGAAGUCGAAACCAUCGACAGUGACUACUUCCAGGUACUUCUGUGACGGUUUCUUCAUGUUCUGACUUUGGUUCACUGUCUGAAUCUUGCACAAAGGAACUGACACUUUGUAGUGAACCCUGAUCAUGUCUCCUUGAGGGGAAGCCACCUUUAUGGAUCUCUCGCUGCAGAAGGCCAUUUUCUUGGAAGAAAUGAAGAGAAGGCCUGCUAUGGGACCCGCUGUAGUAGACAAGUAACACUGGUAGGCUUUGAAGAGUUUCUCAUCUUCAUUGACUCUGAAGAGCCGCUUAUAGAUCUUCUCUAAGCCUCCUACUUGAAGAAUCUUUGCCCCCAAAGAGAGCUUUCUCUUCACUGUUUCGGUUAGCCUUGGUCUUAACUUGCUCUGGUCUCUAUCUCCAUUGGUGAAACCACUGGUUUUCUUCCUCUUAAGAACUGAUUUUGUGUUGUUACUCGAAGUCGGAAAAGUAAUGAGUUGUUGCUCAGCUCUGAUCAUGAUCAUCUUUAGAGGAUUGAGUAAUCUUGAUCUUGAUGAUGUUGAUGUUGUGAAAUGAAGAUGAUUUGAUGAAAUGGUUUGGUUGAGGCUUAAGGUAUUUAUAGGGCAAUGAAAAGAUAAGAUAGUGAAAAUCUUAAAACCUUUUCUGAGCACAAGAUGAGUCAUAAUGUGUCAUCAAGACAA
Molecule: messenger RNA, 2136 nt
Organism: Eruca vesicaria subsp. sativa (arugula)
Lineage: Eukaryota; Viridiplantae; Streptophyta; Magnoliopsida; Brassicales; Brassicaceae
Source: the annotation of a GenBank genome assembly